GUAAACGUUCAAAGGUUACGGUAAUACGUUAAUUACUUCUUUCGGUAUGCUCAAUUUCAGUGGUUACAGAACCAUAGGUCGUGCGGCCUAAAUAGAGCACCAAAUCCUUAGCUGAAAAGUAUAUUACACACAUCAAGACAAGCUCUGUGUGCAGGAGAUCACCCUCUCCAACUCGCCUUUAGCAGCAGUUCUACUGCACUGGACUUCGGAUUCCUCCGUAAGCCCAAUACCGCACGAGGAUGUCGAGGAUUUCCCAAAAGUCCACCCUUGAAGAAGACGGCUUUGAAGAAGUGGAACCAGGUGACGACACUACAACGCAGCCUCAGGCAGCAGCCUCAGGCAACACCGCCACAAGCUCCUGCCACCACCACAGCCCACCAGCUACAGCCAUGCCAGCCGACUAACUUUUCUCUUCCUUACAAGUGCCCCCUGCAUGUAGCUUUGGGACAAGGCAUGCCUCCUCCCGCAAGCGAGGACUUGUGGGACUGCCAAGCGCUGCCUUUUUUAAGCGACCUGCUGAUUGGCUUCGUUGUGGGCAUAAGCACUGGCGUGGCUUGGGCUAGGAGGAGCAACCUUUUUAGCGCAAGCCGUCCUCCGGUUGGCCCAACAAGUAGCGAAGCAGCACAGAGACCGAGCGGUGAAGCACCUUCGCCAACUCUUCCUGACGACGUUGUGGCAAGGGUCGAGACUAAUCCCAAGACAGCCGCUAACACUGCUGCGAACGGUGAUCCACCAGCUGAGCGUGGUUGUGCCCGCGCUGAGUACAGCGAGGGUAGCAGCACCUGGAACUGCGGGAAGUGCAAUGACGGGAUAGGGGAGGUAUCAACUAGCAAUCCAUGUGAUCCAUCCCCAAUAACUAAGCGCACCGUGAGGGUUGCAGCACCCGCCGACAGUGGUGCUGUUGUCGAGGGCAGUGGUGACAACUUGACUGCUUCGGCUUGUGGGCCUUCUGCCACUUCUUCCGCUGCCGUACAACCGUCUGUUGUAGCACCAGCGGAUAGCGACGUCAGAACCCCGUGGCGGCAGCGGCCUGCCCCUCUCGAUGUGGCUGCCACACCGGUUGGAGCUGCCAGCGGCGGCCAGACACCUCUUCCUGCGGAGACCAGCUGCACCACACCCUCUUCUUGGCGUCGAUCCCCGCUGGCUUCUCCGACAGGAGGGCAUCAUCAGUGCGGCGGCAUCGCUGAUGGCUAUGCUAGCCGGUCGUGCGGACAGGCCCGCCGAUCGCGCCACCCUGACGGAAUUCGCUGCGGAGCUGCGGCAACGUCAGUGUCACGACCCCAGGCGGCGCCGUACGGUCACAUCCGAUGAGGGCACUGCGCCAGCACCCAUCAUGCGCCUCCUGACCCAAGACAAAGCGGACGAGCCGCUGAUGACCCAUGCGUCCAAGCCGCCGCUCGCACCCGCCGGCAGUGCACUGGGCUAUGCCGGCAGGUCAGCAGGCGCUGCACCUUCGUCCUCAGCCGUGUCCAGGUCGUCUGGGGAUGGGGACCAUGGAUGGCUGCAGCUGCAGCAGCCCGGCGCGCUGGGACCCAUCACCUGCUCCAGCGCCCUCCAAGGCCAGUUUCGGCUGGCGACGCUAGCUGAAGAGGCGGAGGCUUGCUCCCACCAGCAUUAUGCCAUGAUGCAGCGAGGCAUGGCGGGAGAUCCGCAGUUACAGCAGCAGGCGAUCGUGAUGGCACACACGCUCUAUGGUGCAGCGGGGGUAGUGUGCAGGUGAUGGGUGGUUCGUCACGGCUUCACUAGCAGCCUCCCAGUCGGGUUGCUUCCUGCUUUGUCUCCCUCGAACCACGUGUUCCUCUCAUUGUCAGAUACAAGCACUACUGUCCCUUUUCGCAACCUGACAUGUUUGCUAGCAUCCGUCUACGUUUGUGUACCUUGAGAAUGCUGCAAGGCAGCAUAACUUGACACCCAUGUUUGACCGGGUGAAGUUCUGUAUGUAAUCCGGCGCCACUGGUUACGCGGCUCAGCAUAGCCAGCCAAGCAGCAUGAGCGUCACCGUUAACGAGUGAGCGGUACAUAGCGUGCAGUGCUGCGCAUUUGCUGGGCGAACGUACUGCAUUCAUGUGGUAUGCAAAUGAAGGACGUGGAAGCGUAUCAGGGUGCAGUUGGUGACGGGUGAUGUCUAGAUUGCAAUUAAUCGCUGCCAGCUCAAGCGGAGUUUAGGCUAAGUUACAUUGCAGAGGAAGGCGUUUAGGAAGCGUUUAUACUUGUAGAAGGGCAACGCCAGGCGCAUAUGCGAAUGGUGAAUGGUUAGCAC
This is a messenger RNA of Astrephomene gubernaculifera, 2260 nucleotides long. The record is from the annotation of a GenBank genome assembly. NCBI's taxonomy places the organism in Eukaryota, Viridiplantae, Chlorophyta, Chlorophyceae, Chlamydomonadales, Astrephomenaceae.